This is a messenger RNA of Euleptes europaea (tarantolino), 2313 nucleotides long. RefSeq lists its product as uncharacterized. Lineage: Eukaryota; Metazoa; Chordata; Lepidosauria; Squamata; Sphaerodactylidae. The transcript has 17 exons. Bases 1 to 2313 code for a protein of 770 amino acids. The record is from RefSeq and is a predicted model, not a curated record.
AUGGAUAAAGCCACCGUAGGCCAGAACUCAUGGCAUUAUGGAGUCUUCAACAAUCUUGGCCAACACAUCCCUGUGACUGACCAGGUUGCUUCCCAGUGUGGCUUCACAAGUUCCACCGACCUGUACGGCAACCCAGAGAUCAGAGUGUCUUUCCUGGCAUGUUCUGUCCAGAAUCUGUUUGACCAGGAGUUCAGCCUGCAUCUGCAGGUGGAAGUAACCAGUCCGGUGAAUGUGGCUUACAACGUGUCCAUGAAUUGUCCCCUUGGUGCCCCAUGGAGCCCCCGGGAGAUUGUCUGUGAAGAAAACUACAUGGAGGUGUCCGUCCGGCGUGCGGUCCCGGGAAUAGCAAACGAAGCCCUGAAUGAAGAUUGGAUUGCCGUGUGGCCUGUGGCACAAGGGGCUAUCAACCAGGUGUGGCAAGUGGUCUUCCACUUCCAGAACGGCUCCCUGCAGAACAUGAUGGCCACUGAGGCCUACGCCUUGGGCUUCGGGGUCAACACCACAGCGACCCGCGUCCUCUUCCGCACACCCUACAGCACGCCGCAGACGGAAAUCUCCAAGGUAAGCAGCCUGGAAAUGGAGGUUGCCCGUGCUACCAUCUUCUACAAGCAGGCCUGGAUGAUCCUGAUGGUGGACACAGCCGUUGCCUGCCCUAUUAACCCUCCGGUUUUCACGGCCUCCAUGCUGAGCUGGGUGACUCCACGGAUCAUGCCAUCUCUGGUGAAGUUCCCAGACCUGUAUCAGGAUGAAACCAUAGAGAUGGGCCUGGAUGGGCGUGUGAUUGAUGCCGCCACCGUUGCGAGGAAUGGAUACAACUUCCUGAUGGAUGCCGACUUCGUCAGCAUCUCUGUCCCCAUUGGGGCCUCUGGAGGGCUCAUUGAGGUCAGUGUGAGAAGGGGGAACGUUGACCAGAAUGCCUCGGCGCUGAGCGAAGUGAUCGGCAGCCAAUAUGGCGUAACGUACCGCAUUAAGCUGCUGCUGGACCGCAGGUGGCAAGGAGAUGCGAGCGACCGGACCCGACACCGCAGCCUGAAGGACAUCCACACACCCUUUGCCCCUCAAGUGCUUGUGCUCAUCAACAGCACUGUCCCGGAGAAAGGCUACUUCGACGUCAGCUUGGGCAACUUCCUCCCUGAUGUGGCGCUGGUGACGGUGACGAUCGGCGGCAAGCUCUUGACUCCUGAAGAGCUCCCGAGCCGUGGCUGCAACCUGGCAGAGGCUCCCCAUCCCAACGGCACCAGGGCCUUCACUCUGAAGGUCCCUUUUGACGAUCCUCUGGUUCAGCAAGAGUAUCUGUAUGACAACAUCCGGAGAUACACGUUGCCCCUGGUCUUCACCCUCAACCUAGUUCCCAAGAACAAGCCUCUCGUCCACCCUGCCAUCAUUGAAUGCGAAGUCCCUGAUGUGGUCCUUCCAACCGUCGAGGGCUUCUGUGAGGUGGGAAGGAUCAGCCUGGUGAUGACCCAUGGCAAUCUGGAUCGCUACUGGGUCCCAUAUGUUGGGAAUCUGCAGCUGACGGGCAAGGUAGCCGAGUCCCAGAACUACACCGUGUGGGACGAUGGCAGCCGUUUCCACUUAUCUGUCCCCCUCCUGGCAUCUGGCUUGGUGUACGAGGAUAUCUCUCUUCAAGGAGUGACCGCCCGGCUCGACUUCAGUCUGAGGGAUAACAAGACUCUAUCUGCUAAAAUGACCUUUCCAAUUUCUUGCAUCUUCCCUGCCGAGAAACUCAUCGUGUGUCUUCCCAACGGCACAAUGGCAGCCACCGUGCUCAGUCUGGACACCAAACCUGCCUUGGACCCCAGGAGAACCCACCUACGAGAUGAGAAAUGCGGGCCGGUGGUGGCGGAUGAAUCCAGGGCCCUCUUCUCUUUCCCGGUCGCCACCUGCGGCACGACAAGAAGGUUUGAAGGUAAUUACUUGGUAUAUGAGAAUGAAGUCACCUUCAAGAGACAAAUGAUUCCAGAAGCAGAUCCAGUUAUUACCAGGGACUCCCAAUAUAGUCUGACUCUGCGCUGCCGUUACCCCCUAAAUGAGACUCUCAGAGUCUGGGCUCAACAACUCAUGGGGGGCAUGGUUACACCUGUGCCCUAUGCCUUUGGGGCCAGAGCUUACCGGCAGGGAAGAUCCAUGGAUGACCACGUCUCCUUCCAGAAGGCAGGUGAUGUUUUGGCAGGGCGAGCGCUCCCAGACUCCAAUGCGACUGAGCUUCUGCAGUGGAUAUUCAGGUGCCCCUUUGAAGAGGGGGACGUUGCCACUAAGACCUUCCUCAGCCCGACCCCUUCGGAUCUGCUGAUAGAGAUCGGACCCCGGUAA